Molecule: messenger RNA, 543 nt
Organism: Pyricularia grisea
Lineage: Eukaryota; Fungi; Ascomycota; Sordariomycetes; Magnaporthales; Pyriculariaceae
Exons: 2
Coding region: 1-543 (180 amino acids)
Cellular component (GO): endoplasmic reticulum; cytosol
Source: RefSeq, a predicted model, not a curated record
AUGUCUUACAACGGCGCCUCGUCUUCAUCUCAGUCAACAUCAGCAGCCGCCCUACUCUUAGGCCGGCAGCUUAAACAGAUGCAGAGAGACAACAAUCCAAGGUUCUCAGUUGGUCUAGUCAACGACUCCAACCUUUUCGAAUGGAAUGUCAUGCUUAUGAUCGACGACGAUGUAAAAUUCUACGGUGGCGCCAACUUCCGAGCCCGUCUCUCCUUUCCCCCGACAUACCCUCAUCUUCCACCGAGCAUGACGUUUCAGAAGCCGAUACCUUUCCACCCAAACAUUUACGAUAACGGUGUGCUCUGCAUCAGCAUCCUCCACCCGCCCGAAGAAGAUAAGUAUGGUUACGAGGCAGCAUCGGAGCGCUGGAGCCCUGUACAAACUCCCGAGACAAUACUGCUGAGCGUCAUCAGUUUGUUUUCUGAUUUGAACGUUGAAAGCCCGGCCAACGUCGAGGCGGCAAGGUUGCUCAGGGAAGACCCAAAAGAGUUCAGGAAAAUCGUAAGGAAAUGUGUUCGUGAGAGUACGGGAGAGGACUUAUAG